AUGGGGAGAAAACUGAGACACGUGCUGUUUUUCCUCCUCAUCAUCCUGAAAGAACCCAACAUGCCAGAAGCUCCGUGCCUGUGUGAACCAUUUUCACGUGUACUCUGUACAAAGGGCCUAACCAGCAUUCCUCAAAACCUCCCAACAUCCAUCUGUAGCCUUUGUCUGGAAAACAACCUGAUAACAAAGAUUGAAGCUGGCACAUUUGCAAAUCUACCACGGCUGGAGCAGUUGAAACUUGGCGGGAACUUGAUAUCAGAGAUUCAUCCUGGUUCGUUCGCAAACCUACCCAUGCUAGAAAAAUUAUAUCUUGACAACAACAAGAUAAGAAAGAUUGAAAAUGGUACAUUUGUAAACCUACCCCAGCUACAAAGAUUGGUCCUGGGACACAACCGGAUAAUUACCAUCUGCUCCAGCAUAUUUGCGAAUCUGCCCCAGCUACAAAAGCUGUAUCUGGAACACAACCAGAUAACUACUAAACAUACUGGUACAUUAAUUGCAAAUCUUCCCCAGCUAAAAUCGUUGUUCCUGAACACGAACAAGAUAACUACCAUCCACCCUGGCACAUUUGGAAAUCUCCCCCAGCUGCAAGAGUUGUGGCUGGCAAACAAUGAUAUAACUGACAUUUAUUCUGGUACAUUUGCAAAUCUGAACCAGCUAAAAUACUUAUACAGCUAUCGUAAUGACGAGUGGUCAUGA
Molecule: messenger RNA, 699 nt
Organism: Branchiostoma belcheri (Belcher's lancelet)
Lineage: Eukaryota; Metazoa; Chordata; Leptocardii; Amphioxiformes; Branchiostomatidae
Product: leucine-rich repeat-containing protein 15-like
Exons: 3
Coding region: 1-699 (232 amino acids)
Cellular component (GO): extracellular matrix
Molecular function (GO): protein binding
Source: RefSeq, a predicted model, not a curated record